AUGAAUAGUGAAAAUAGUCAAAUUGACAAUGAAGUAGCAUACUCUGAUAUACAAUUAGAAAAGAAAAAGAAGCACAAAAAACAUACCAUCAAUUCAGAAACUAAUCUUGAUAUUACGAACAGUAGUAAUACAGAUUUGGUUAUCAAAGAUAAGAAAAAUAAAGAUGAUUUAUCACCAGAAACUGUAGUAUCUGAAUUAUGUACUGAUGACACAAAUAAACAAGAACAGAAGAAAAAAAAGAAAAAAGAAAAGAAAUUAAAGGAAAAGUCAGAGGUCGAUCAAGAAUCAGAAUCUUCUAAACUGAUUGAAAAUGACAUAGUCCAAGAGAAGAAACCAAAGAAAUCUAAACAUCAAGAUAAAGAAAAAAACUCCACAGUUUCUAAUUGUGAUUUGCACGAAGCUCAAUUAGAUAAUGUAUCUGUAAUUCAGAAAAAGAAUAAAAAAUCCAAGAAACAUAUAGCGGAAAGUGAUGAAAAUCCAUGUACUGAUCAAAUCUAG
Messenger RNA from Ctenocephalides felis (cat flea), 498 nucleotides. RefSeq names its product glutamic acid-rich protein-like. The transcript has 2 exons. Bases 1 to 498 code for a protein of 165 amino acids. The record is from RefSeq and is a predicted model, not a curated record. Lineage: Eukaryota; Metazoa; Arthropoda; Insecta; Siphonaptera; Pulicidae.